Phyllotreta striolata is the source of this 527-nucleotide messenger RNA. NCBI's taxonomy places the organism in Eukaryota, Metazoa, Arthropoda, Insecta, Coleoptera, Chrysomelidae. The record is from the annotation of a GenBank genome assembly.
CUAACCUAAAACUUGCAUCAAAAAUUCUAAUUAAUUUAUUAUUGAAAUAAUGUCGAUUUCGAGAUCACUUCCACAAAGUAAAGAAGCCCUAUUAAAGUCCUACCGGACGCGAUUAAAAGACGAUGUAAAGAGCAUGUUAGAAAACUUCGAAGAGAUAGUAAAACUUUCCAAAGGCGAACACGACACUCAAUUAUCGAGAAUGACGCAAUGCGAACAAGAUACUUACGAAAUGCACGUACGAGCAGCAAACAUCGUAAGAGCCGGUGAAUCCCUAAUGAAGUUAGUCUCGGACAUUAAACAAUAUCUUAUUUUAAACGAUUUCCCGUCUGUCAACGAAGCUAUUACACACAAUUCGAAGGUUUUUAGGUCGAAACAAGCCGAAUGCGAUCAAAAACUAAUGUCUCUACGAGACGACAUGGCCGCAGAUUUGUACGAUUUAGAAGAGGAAUAUUAUAGCAGUAUUUAUAAAUAAUUAAGCAAUAUUAUAAAUUAGGAAUUAAGGGUAAUAAAUUUACUUGUGAGAUUUG